AUGCGGUUGCUAGGUCUCCUCGCUGUGCCUGCUGUGGUGCUCGCCUUCCAGUUCCCGUUCAAAGUUCCAUUUCUCAAAAACAAACUUGACGACGACGUCACCGCUCCUGCAAGGAUAGCAAUCAUCGGUGCUGGAGCUGGCGGAAGUUCUGCUGCUUUCUGGAUCUCCAAGGCAAAGGAGCGUUUCGGACUUGACCUUGAAGUCGAUGUAUAUGAGAGUUCCUCCUACAUUGGUGGCCGUAGCACCGUCGUCUACCCUUACGAUGACCCAAGCAAUUAUCCUCCCGUCGAACUUGGGGCAUCCAUCUUCGUUGCUGCCAACAAGAAUCUGUGGAGAGCGAGCGAGGAAUUCAACUUAACAAGGACACAGUUCGGGGACGAUGAUGCAACUAUGGGUGUGUGGGACGGUGAACAGCUACUUGUUUCUGUCGGGGGAAGUUGGUGGGAUACGCUCAAACUGGUAUGGAGGUACGGCGUGUUGUCUCCCAAGCGAACCGAAAGCAUCGUCGAGCAAAUGAUCAAGCAGUUUCUCAAAUUCUAUACUGCAGAGUCUCCUCGGUGGGACAACAUAACGGACUUGGCCUCCUCCCUCGGUUGGACUGAAUUUGUGUCUCGAAGCACCGCAGAUUUCUUGGAGUCGCGUCAUAUUGGCAGGAACUAUGUUCGUGAAAUAGUUGAAGCAUCGACGAGAGUGAAUUAUGGACAGAAUGUUGACGCGAUUCACGCUCUUGAGGGCGCGUGCUCCAUGGCUACUAACGGUGCGGCCUCCAUCAAGGGCGGGAACUAUCAGAUAUUUGAAGCAUUUAUACGCGCUUCAAACGCGUCACUGAAUCAUGAGACGCAGGUAAACGCCAUCACUUCGAAGCCAUAUGCGUCCACCUCGCAGGCGUGGACCGUACACAGCGACCAAGGAAGCAAGACAUACAAGGCCGUGAUUCUUGCUGCACCUUUCCAUUCGACUGGAAUGACCAUAUCCCCUUCGCUAACUUCUCAAGUUCCUGAGCAGCCUUACGUUCGUCUUCACGUUACUCUAUUGUCGACAACCUCGCCCUCGGUCGAUCCAGAGUACCUUAAUUUAACCCCAACGGCUACCCCCCCAAGUAUGUUGUUGACUACAUAUGAGGGUGCACGAAAUGGUGGCAAGGAGCCUGAAUUUAACUCUAUUUCGUAUCACGGUAAAAUCUCAAAUGAUGAAUGGGUCGUCAAAAUUUUCUCCCAAGAAAGGAAAUCAGAUGAGUGGCUGCGGAAGGUGUUCCGUGGUCAGGUUGGCUGGGUACACCGCAAAGAGUGGGACGCUUAUCCUGUCUUGCCACCCACAACAACAUUUCCUCCCGUAAAAUUAGACUCUGGUUUCUAUUAUAUUAAUGCCUUUGAACCGUUCAUUUCAACGAUGGAAACGGAGACGAUCGCUUCACGAAACGUCGUUGACCUCAUGCUGAAUGAAGAGUUCAGUUCAAGUAUAUGCGGACCCAGAAUCUCUGCCUCAUCAGAGAGACAGCUCUCCCUAGGCGAAUACUACUUCCCAUCUCGCUAUCCUGACAACUUUGUUUUGGGUUGGGAUUGUUAA
Molecule: messenger RNA, 1566 nt
Organism: Desarmillaria tabescens
Lineage: Eukaryota; Fungi; Basidiomycota; Agaricomycetes; Agaricales; Physalacriaceae
Product: Prenylcysteine lyase-domain-containing protein
Exons: 8
Coding region: 1-1566 (521 amino acids)
Biological process (GO): prenylated protein catabolic process; prenylcysteine catabolic process
Molecular function (GO): prenylcysteine oxidase activity
Source: RefSeq, a predicted model, not a curated record